AUGAUUUCGACAGCGAUGCAUUUCUGCGAACAAAUUCAGUCAAAUUCCUCCGCUUCCGAAGCAAGCGCACAAGCAGAAUACUCAAUUCAGUCAGUCAAAAAUGUUGUUCAAAAUUCAGGUUUCCUACUUGAUGAACUCGUUAUUCCUGCCUAUAUUCUUCUCAAGGCUUCGAUAUCUAUGCAACAUGUUAAAAAUGAUCUUUUAAGCCAUUAUUUGCAGCAUAUUUUUUCCAGUGUAACAACAGCACAGAGCCGUCGUCGAUUUCGUACAAAUUUUACCGAAAAUCAAAGUGUCGCAUUAGAGGAAGCUUUUCAAGAAUCACAUUAUCCGGAUCAAAAUUCCAAAAAACAAUUAUCAGCGGUAUUGGACAUUCCGGAAGAUCGUAUUACGAUAUUACUCAUUGACAACGUUGCUGUUUUAUUGACAGGUUUGGUUUCAAAAUCGACGAGCUAA
Messenger RNA from Enterobius vermicularis (human pinworm), 453 nucleotides. The record is from the annotation of a GenBank genome assembly. NCBI's taxonomy places the organism in Eukaryota, Metazoa, Nematoda, Chromadorea, Rhabditida, Oxyuridae.